AUGAGUGGCCAAGACAUUGUAAGAUUACCCCAGGAGGUCCCAAUCCUCCGUGUCACCACAGAACGGGCAUCCGCACUGGAUGCCCGUACUGUGGUGACAUGCUGCCCGUCGUAUUCUGGGGGGGCACACCACUCGAGGACCAAUACCAACGACUCUGGCAAGCGAUCAACGGACGCCGAUGCUAACGAUUUGGAUUUGUUGCUGAGGCUGCGUGGAGGAGCAGAUGCGGAGGAGGCCGAGAUUGAGCCUUCCCCGAAAUCUGCACAUGGAGAUGGAGAUGUGGUCAGCGAGGAGGCGGCGGGCACCCCGUCCUCACCCGGGCUUGCCCUGCCCUCGCCUAGGCCCGUCCCGGCAGGGUACCGCCCACUGCGGGACGCGCUUGGGCGCUAUAUUCGAUACACCGUGCCUGACACACAAACGGGAGCGGAGGAUGCGCCUGUGCUCCCAGGAUAUAGGCAGUUCGUGCGUCCUUCGACUCCGAACCGAACGAGAGUUUUUACCGGGAGGAACACCGGCAUCCGCGGAGUGGAAGCGACUCAGUCGCCUGAGAGAGAAGAGGAGAGAGAAGAUAAGACCGAUCCGCUGGGCCGAACACCCGUCGUCCUGGUGGAGCGCAUCCGGCUCGGCUCCGGUUCGCGCUUGCCGCAUGGGACGGAAGUGGCCGAGGACACUGCAUCCCAACUGCACGCUACGGGGGAUUACUUAAAGGCCCGCGAGGCCACCAAUAAGGAGAAACGUGAGGAGCUGCGGCUUCGCGAGGAAAGGGAGGCGGAGAACUUCUGUCGGUCUGUCGCAACCCGCCAAAGGGGACUCUCUGAAGCGUCCACCGAGGAUCGGGAGGGGAGUCUCAAUGACCGAAUAGAUGCCAAUCUGAAAGCCAUCAAGAUGGUGGCCGACAAGUCGAGCCAUCUUAAGGGCACCUUCCAAAAGGCCCUAAAAGAUUCGGUCAAGGCGUUAAAGGAAGUUUUUGAGGAGCUCAGGACACACUCCGUGUCUGAUGAAACGCGACAAUUAGAGGCCGCAAAUAAGCGCCUCAAAGCGGAGCUAGCAGAUGUGCGUUGCGAGCUUCGCAAAAUUCGCGAGGACAUGGAACGGCUCCAAAUGCCGCGUUGGGACUCACCUCCCUCAAAGGCAAUAGACAGGGAGGCGCCGCAGCCCGCCGCUGCCCUCGGACGUCCCCAUGUGGACGACCUGAUCGGGGCAAUCACAGUUAAGGUGGGACGUAUCCUUGACGACAGACUCGGAGCCUUGGAGCGAGAUGGCAGGCUUCUGCCAAACAAAACAGGACAGACCCCACUGGCAGUAGAUCGGGGACGACAGGCCGCGCAAACGGUCACACCGGGGAAAGCGGCAGGGGGCGAAAAGUCAAAGAAGAAGAGAAAGAAGGCGAAAUCACAGCCCACUGCUGUCGCUGGACCGUCGGCCCCAAGCGGUCAGCAGCCGCCACCCCCUGCACCUGGGUCCUCGGACCAGCAAUGGACUUCAGUGGUGAGUAGGAGCGCGAGGAGGAGGGCCGCUGCACAGUCGAAGACGCAGCCCCAGGCAAACACAAAAAGGAAGGCAGCGAACGAGAAGGCUCAGGCAAAGGCAAAGACACGUAGUAGAGGUCUUCGCCCGCCGCGAUCGGCAGCUGUGGUGCUGACGCUGCAACCGGAAGCGGAGGCAAACGGCGCAACGUAUGCCAAGGUGCUGGCCGUAGCAAAGGAGAAGGUCAAGCUAGCUGAUCUGGGCAUUUCCGAUUUGCGUUUUCGGCGGGCAGCCACUGGCGCACGGAUCCUGCAGCUGCCGGGUGUGAACAGCGGUGAGAAGGCCGAUAAGCUGGCAAGGGAGCUGGCGGAAAAACUGGGAGAGGAAGUCCGAGUGUCCAGGCCGACAAAGUGUGCGGAGUUGCGACUAUCCAACCUGGAUGACUCUGUGACGUCGGAGGAGGUAGUCGUCGCCGUCGCUCGAGCCGGGGAAUGUACUCAGGAUCAGGUCAAGGCAGGGGAAAUCCGCCGGGAUCACACUGGUCUUGGUACAGUCUGGGUACGCUGCCCGGUCACGGCGGCAAAGAAGGUGUCCGACGGUGGUCGUUUCCUGGUUGGAUGGUCUUCGGCACAGGUGAAGCUGCUGGAGCCCAGAAUAUUACGCUGCUACCGCUGCCUGGAGGUUGGGCAUGUCAGGGCGCAAUGCCAAGCGCAAAUAGAUCGCGGCAGUCUGUGCUACCGAUGUGGAAAGCCGGACCACAAGGCGGCACAAUGCUCGGCCGAGCCCCACUGUGCAGUGUGCGAGGCAUCGGGUAAGUCGGCAAGCCAUGCCCUGGGCUCCAAGGCGUGCACUGCCCGAGCACAGAGGAAGGAUAGGAAGACUCGCGAUGGCCCCCCGGCCCCUUCGCAGUCCUCCCAGCCGGCCGCAACAACACCCGCGGCCAGCAAUGCGUUGGGGGAAGCAAUGGCCGCUGAAUAA
Molecule: messenger RNA, 2445 nt
Organism: Leguminivora glycinivorella
Lineage: Eukaryota; Metazoa; Arthropoda; Insecta; Lepidoptera; Tortricidae
Exons: 3
Coding region: 1-2445 (814 amino acids)
Molecular function (GO): nucleic acid binding; zinc ion binding
Source: RefSeq, a predicted model, not a curated record